Molecule: messenger RNA, 660 nt
Organism: Geodia barretti
Lineage: Eukaryota; Metazoa; Porifera; Demospongiae; Tetractinellida; Geodiidae
Source: the annotation of a GenBank genome assembly
AUGCAUUCCACUGGGGACCUGGCAGCGCUCAGGGCUGCAGAGCAAGGAGUUUCUCCGAAAGCAGUGGUUCGGGUUUCUGAAAUACUCACUGACAGCUACCUGGCCAUGAUCGAGGGUCAAUGUCUCGAUCUCGAGUUUGAGGGCCGGACCGACAUCACGACCGAUGAGUACCUGCACAUGAUCGCCUGCAAGACAGGCGCUCUCAUCCGGUGCGGGCUAGAGACAGGUGCCCUGCUGGCGGACGGCGACGAAGAGGCCGUGGAGGCCUUCGCCAAGUUCGGAGAGGGAUUGGGCCGAGCAUUCCAAGUACGGGAUGAUUACCUGGGGAUAUGGGGCGACGAGGCCACGCUGGGUAAGGCCACGGGAAACGAUAUCAGGCGGCGGAAGAAAUCCUACCCCGUGGUCUUUGCCCUGGAGAGGGCGGCCGGAGCGGCCCUGGACGAUCUCCACAGGAUCUACGGUCAGACGGAAUUGCAGGAGGACGACGUCGAGCGAGUCCUCGCGAUCCUGGACGAGGUAGGAGCGCGGGAGCAGUCACAGUUCGUCACCGAGGAGGCCGCCAAUCGAGCCCUGCGCGCACUGACUCCAAUACCGCUGCCCGAAUGGGCCAAAACGGAAGCAGAGGAACUGGUUGAUUUCCUUGCCCGCAGAGAAUAUUAG